AUGGUUGCCAUUACUGAACAAACUGCUAUUUUGCAAAAAUACCUUGAUUUACCGCAAAACGGUAAGGUCAUGGCUGAGUACGUUUGGAUUGAUUCCGAAGGUAACACCAGAUCCAAGUGUAAGACCCUUAGUAAGCGUCCUACCUCGAUCGACGAAUUGCCAGAGUGGAACUUUGACGGUUCUUCCACUGGUCAAGCUCCAGGUCACGAUUCUGAUGUCUACAUCAGACCAGUUGCCUUCUACCCUGAUCCUUUCAGAAAGGGUGACAACAUUAUUGUUUUAACUGAAUGUUGGAACAAUGACGGUACCCCAAACAAGUUCAACCACAGACACGAAUGCGCCAAGUUAAUGAAGGCCCACGAAGGUGAAGAUAUUUGGUUCGGUUUAGAACAAGAAUACACCCUUUUCGACCAAUUUGACCAACCAUAUGCUUGGCCAAAGGGUGGUUUCCCAGCCCCACAAGGUCCAUACUACUGUGGUGUCGGUACCGGUAAGGUUUACGCUAGAGAUGUCAUUGAAGCCCACUACAGAGCUUGUUUGUACUCUGGUGUCGAAAUCUCCGGUAUUAACGCUGAAGUUAUGCCAUCCCAAUGGGAAUUCCAAGUUGGUCCAUGUGUUGGUAUCAACAUGGGUGACGAACUCUGGAUUGCCAGAUACUUGUUACAAAGAGUCGCUGAAGAAUUUGGUGUCAAGAUAUCGUUACAUCCUAAGCCAUUAAAGGGUGACUGGAAUGGUGCUGGUUGUCACACUAACGUUUCUACCAAGGCUAUGAGAGUUCCAGGUGGUAUGAAGGAUAUCGAGGCCGCCGUAGAAAAGUUGGCCAAGAGACACAAGGAACACAUGUUACUCUAUGGUGCUGACAACGAACAAAGAUUAACCGGUAGACACGAAACCGCUUCAAUUGAAGCCUUUUCUUCUGGUGUUGCUAACAGAGGUGCUUCUGUCAGAAUCCCAAGAUCCGUCGCAAAGGAAGGAUACGGAUACUUCGAAGACAGAAGACCAGCUUCCAACAUCGACCCAUACUUGGUCACCGGUAUCAUGGUUGAAACCAUCUGUGGUGCUAUCCCAGAUGCUGACAUGUUCAAGGAAUAUGCUAGAGAAUCUUCUGCUUAA
Molecule: messenger RNA, 1113 nt
Organism: Dujonia railenensis
Lineage: Eukaryota; Fungi; Ascomycota; Pichiomycetes; Serinales; Debaryomycetaceae
Source: the annotation of a GenBank genome assembly